Messenger RNA from Dunckerocampus dactyliophorus (ringed pipefish), 785 nucleotides. RefSeq names its product lymphoid enhancer-binding factor 1-like. The record is from RefSeq and is a predicted model, not a curated record. The transcript has 6 exons. Gene Ontology annotation, cellular component: beta-catenin-TCF complex. Lineage: Eukaryota; Metazoa; Chordata; Actinopteri; Syngnathiformes; Syngnathidae. The coding region runs from base 368 to 676 and encodes 102 amino acids. Gene Ontology annotation, molecular function: RNA polymerase II cis-regulatory region sequence-specific DNA binding; DNA-binding transcription factor activity, RNA polymerase II-specific. Gene Ontology annotation, biological process: regulation of transcription by RNA polymerase II; canonical Wnt signaling pathway.
GGGAGAUUCAAACUUGCUUCUUUGAAGACGAGCAGAGCAUAUCCUUGCCGAUUCACCACCUGAGCUUCAGGCUAAAUAAGAAUCACCUACAUUUUGGAAGAAACACGACAGCUAGCACAGUUAGUAUAGGUUCGACCCAAGAAUGGACCAGCUAAUGCUGAACUUCCAAGGUGCCAUCCAGGGGAUGACAUGGGAGGAGAUCCGGAGUACCCUGAUGGUGGUUAUUUCAGACUGCUUCCCUCCUGCUGAGCCUGCUGGUGCGUCUCUUCCCACUCGUCUUUGUCUGCUGGAACCUGCUCAGCUGUAGUCUUGCUGCAGCCACCUGGCACAUUCCUCCACUGACAACCUAAUUUGCACCUCACCAGCCAUGACGCUUCCCAGCAUCUUCCCGCCAUUAGCAAAUUUCCAUCCCAUUCAAAUGCUGAACGGCGGGGUGGUCUACGAGAUUGUGUCAGUCCCCCAAGUCACCACACCUGCACCGAAACCCUCCAAGGCAAAGAGAAACAGAUAUACAAAGCAGGAGGGUCAUGUCAAGAAGCCACCCAAGGCGUUCAUGUUGUUCCAGAGGGAGAACAGGCACCGUGUGGUAACCGACAAGAGCUUCAGGAACAGCGCCAAGGUCAACACCAUCCUGGGCCAGAUGGUAAGCCACAACCUUCAACUGAGUAAAGUGUAGAUCAAUGCCCAUCGAUGAGCAAGUCAAGUAUUAUGAUAUGACUGAUCAGGAGCUACACUGCCAGCAGCAGCAACUGUACUCACCUUCCAUAAUAAAUAUUUUUGUUGUU